Molecule: messenger RNA, 1183 nt
Organism: Theobroma umbraticum
Lineage: Eukaryota; Viridiplantae; Streptophyta; Magnoliopsida; Malvales; Malvaceae
Gene: NUDX14
Product: nudix hydrolase homolog 14
Biological process (GO): ribose phosphate metabolic process; nucleoside phosphate metabolic process
Molecular function (GO): ADP-glucose pyrophosphatase activity; ADP-ribose pyrophosphatase activity
Source: RefSeq, a predicted model, not a curated record
GGAGACAUCCAACAUAGAUUGCAAAAAAACAUGACUCAUCUUCUCCAAUCUCUCUUGCCCAUGUCUGCUCUCACUCUGCCGAAACGACUUGUCGUUUCCUCCUCUCUCACUUUACUUCUUGACCGUUGCACAAGAUCAAAAAAGCCCUUAUACUCCAGAAUGUCGGCCACGUCAUCAACUCCCCUGACUCACUCCAUCUCCUUGCCGAGUCAACUCGGCCAACCCGUCCAAAUUGUUGCCUCUCCUGGCCUAUCCGAUUCCGAGUUCAGGAGUGCUAUUGAGUCAUCUUUAUUUAAAAAAUGGUUGAAGAAUCUGGAGAGUGAAAGUGGGAUUUUGGCUAAUGGGGACAUGACUUUAACUCAAGUUCUUAUUCAGGGAGUUGAUAUGUUUGGGAAGCGCAUUGGCUUUCUCAAAUUCAAAGCAGAUAUUAUUGAUAAAGGAACAGGAAAGAAGGUUCCAGGUAUAGUAUUUGCACGAGGACCUGCUGUAGCUGUGUUAAUUCUUUUGGAGUCAGAUGGCGAGACUUAUGCUGUUCUCACUGAACAGGCUAGGGUCCCCACAGGGAGGCUUGUUCUGGAACUGCCUGCUGGAAUGUUAGAUGAUGAUAAGGGUGAUUUUGUUGGCACUGCAGUUCGUGAGGUUGAGGAGGAGAUUGGUAUUCAAUUGAACCUGGAAGACAUGGUUGACCUCACAGCCUUCCUUGAGCCAUCUACUGGAUUCAAAGUUUUUCCUUCUCCGGGAGGAUGUGAUGAAGAAAUUGGCCUUUUUCUGUACAGAGGGUGUGUUGAUAAAAACAUUAUUACACAGCUGCAAGGAAAAGAAACAGGUCUUCUUGAACAUGGUGAGCUUAUCAAGGUUUGUGUUGUUCCUUAUGAGAAACUUUGGCGCAUGACACCUGAUGCAAAGACUCUGAUGGCAAUUGCUAUCUAUGAAAUGGCCAAGAAAGAAGGAUUAUUACCUCAUAAAUCCUAACCUGCAAAGGUCUGUCAUUGCUGGCUCCUUUUUGUUGUAUGGCUUGAUCAGUCAUUUUGAGGUCAUGGAACCAGGGGCAACAGUUGUCUUAGAAAUCAAGUUAUUUCUUGUAGCCUGUAUUAAGACGUGUAAAACUGUCUGAUGGAGCAUAGGUUUUGUGUCACAUGUUGACGAAUUUACUUCUAUCACAGGAAAAUAAAUUUUACAAUAA